UCGAUUUCAGACCAUUUCGAUGGUCGAUGUCCAUUUCUCGUCACUUCUCUUUCCGAUUCACAGAUUUUCUCUCUUUUCUCUUCUCAACCUAACCCGCGACCCUUAGAGCUUGUCCCAGAUGACCUCUCCUUCUGCCUCCCCACCUGUCGCAAGCAGCAAGGUCAAUCUUCAAGCCUCACAUCAUCUUCUUUCAGGCGCGUUAUCAGGUCUCUCUUCGGCUGUAGUCUUACAGCCCCUCGAUCUUCUCAAGACAAGAUUACAGCAAAGCCAAGAAGGUAUAGGCUCCAAGAGGCAAAAAUUAAGAGGAGUUGUCAAGCAGGUCAUCAAAGAUGAUGGAAUAUCGGGACUAUGGAGAGGUACCAUUCCGACGUUAGUCAGGAAUGUCCCGGGAGUAGCUGUAUAUUUUUAUUCCCUCUCAGCUAUCCGAAAUCGGCUCUCAGCAGUCCCAUAUUUCUCCAUAACGGUGCCAGUGUCUGGAAAUAAAAUAUUAACGCCAUCUGGGCAAGUGAAGAGGGAGGCAGGCUCCAGAUCGGCGAUCGUGAAGCUUUCUUCUGGCGGAAACCUGUUGGCCGGAGCCGUGGGCAGGACAUCGGUGGGCUUCGUCUUGAGCCCUAUUACAGUCAUCAAAGCUCGCUUUGAGAGUAACCGAUAUUCUAAUUACCACUCUAUUCUCGGUGCCCUCUCCUCCUUGUACCGCACCCAAGGGGUGAAAGGUUUCUAUCAAGGAUUCACGGCCACCGCAGUCCGUGAUGCCCCGUAUGCGGGACUGUACCUGGUAUUCUACGAGAAAUCAAAAGAGUUGGCAGGGAGAUUACCAGGGGUGCCUAAUGCGGCCUUACAUUCGUGCUCAGGUAUUAUGGCUGCCACCCUUGCCACAAUCAUCACUUCACCGGCCGAUGUAAUCAAAACCAGAAUGCAGGUCAAUCCGGCUGAGCAUCCCACAUUACGGAAAGCCAUUGCAAGAGUCGUUCAGGAGCGAGGACCACUGGGUUUCUUCUCGGGAACUUCCCUACGAAUAUCGCGCAAAGCUGUAUCUGCUGCGAUUGGAUGGACGGUGUACGAGGGACUUUUGAUUUUCCUUAGAGAUCGUAAAGGGCAGCCUCAAACAGGAGCAUUAUAAUCUGGACAAGUCAAAAUAAGUUGCAUGAACCUUCAUUCACUACUGCUACAAAAGCUCAUGAAUGUCAUUGAAAUCAUAUAAAGACUAUAGAUACUAAACAAAAGUGUACG
Molecule: messenger RNA, 1230 nt
Organism: Cryptococcus deneoformans JEC21
Lineage: Eukaryota; Fungi; Basidiomycota; Tremellomycetes; Tremellales; Cryptococcaceae
Exons: 8
Coding region: 119-1120 (333 amino acids)
Biological process (GO): glycine import into mitochondrion
Cellular component (GO): mitochondrial inner membrane; mitochondrion
Molecular function (GO): glycine transmembrane transporter activity
Source: RefSeq, a predicted model, not a curated record